AUGGAAACUGCGCCACUCCCCGAUCUAUUGCCAUCAAUUCCUUCCGUCUCAACACCAAUUCCUACUCCUCAGGUUCAAAUUAACGCCGCAAAUGAUAUCCCUCAACAAUUGGUCGAGGAAAGUGAAUUAUUAUAUCUUCAACUACCCGAGGAUGUUAAACGUGUAUUAAAUAAAUUGCGAGUAAUCCAAUGCUCCGAAAAAUCGGUCAUUUUUGAUCAACAAAUGCCAAAUGGUGAAUGGCAGAGCCCUUUUGCCACCCUUGAAGCCGCCUUAAUGUCGAUCCUUUUAUUGACUCCGACAUUGUUGCUCUCCAAUUCUCUCAAAACCCCAUUUAAAGACGAUCAUAUAAUUGAUUAUGUUGAAGUCCCAACUUCCGAAAAAUUUACUCCGACAUCAUCAACAACCGAAUCGCCUUCCCAGUUUCCUAACCCUCUUGAAAAUAAAAGGUUCAACUUUUAUAAGAAUCAUAGAAAUAAUUCCUCAAGAUCUUCUUAUAUUUCUUCUGUAACUUUACACUCUGAUGUUUCUUUAAUAAGUGAUACCGAUGCGUCAGUUUCCUCUACUAAAAACUCUUCUUUAUGUAAAGUUUUAAGUGCUUCUUCUUUAUUCACUUACGUAAUCCGUUCUAUAUUGUCGAUGCAUAAUGAAGCUUUAAUAUCUUGUCUCAUAAGUAGAGAAAUGUUAGAUCAUUAUAAUACGUUAACUAGUCGCGUUUCUGAAGAAGUUGAAACCUUUUUGACUCAAAUACAUAGAAUAAAGUUUCAAGGAUGUGAGUCUCACGCUCAGAAUAUAUAUGAUAAAUUGUUAUCACAUUCAGAUCGACUUGUCGAUGCAUUAGAUUUGUUUGUGGAUUUUACUCACAAAUACCUUCCUGUUGUCUAUGAAGAACUUGGAAAAAAAGUCUUGAGUAGUCUCACGUCCAUUAAAAGAAGAUCUACGACAUCAUUAAAAAUAUUUUUACCAUCCGCGUCAGAGAGUAACAAUCGUUCCAGUAUAGAUAGAGAUAAUGGCACUACAUUAUCAAGGCGAACGAGUUCUGAAGCUAUUUCACAGCGAACUCGAAACCAACGAAAAAAGAGUGUUGGAUCGAUAAGUGAGAGCUCCAUAGGUUCCUAUAAAUCUUCCGCUUCAGUUUCUAUGACCUCAAACCAUUCGAGAAUAAGGAAAAUCUUAUUUUCAGAAGAUCCCAACUCGCGCAAACUUCAUCUUCCAUCUUUUCCACGUAAAUAUAACAGAAAAGAACCAAAUCAGGAACAUAAUGGUCAUUUUAGAAGUGAUAGUCCUUCGCAAAGUGUACCAAGUUCACCGGGUUAUUCUAUUAAAAGCAAUUCUCGGUUUAAAGAACAGUUAAAGGAUACCUCUUCAAAACUUCUUCCUGGUAUUUUAUAUGGUAAAGGCGCUUUUCGGAUGUCUCGAGCACUCCUCCCUUACGAAGGAAAAUCUUCAAAUGUAUCGGAAGCUUAUAAUUAUUGGCCCGUUACAGAAGAUGCAACAUUAAUUUCUGAUGAUUAUUUUCUUCAUCCAUCAAAUAAUUCCUCGAAAAUUUCUAGUAAAUCACCUUCAUUUAGUGAUAAAAAACAUAAAUUACACAAAACUAAAAGUUUUACCGAUCUAAGGAACUUAAAGAGAGUGUGGACGGACGCAGGCAAAACCAAUAAUGAAAGUGGUAAUUCUACAUCACACUAUUUGACUCCACAUAUUGAAGAUGAUGGAGAAAAUCCUAUAGAUGAUAAAGAACAGUUAUCCUCUGCAACUAAUUCAGAUGUAAACGAAAGUCAAAAACUUCGCGAACAACUUUUCCGAAAGAUUGUUACGAAAAAAAAAAGCUCGAAUAGUUUACACGCAAAAAAGAAGCCGAGUCUUAGUAAUUUGAUUAAGAUUCCUCAAGUAUUUACUCGUCUUAAUGAGGAAGUAAUUUCUAGUAAGUCGGAAAAUUUUCCAAAUCUGGAAGAUAAAUUGAAGGGAAUUGAUGAUCUUUACAAUGAUGAUCUUGUCACUGAAAUGACCGAUGGAAGUCCGCAAAUUCUUGCUGGGACAUUAGAUAAAUUGUUGACAAGAUUAGUUGAUGAACAAGAUGCGGAAUUUGUCGAUUGCUUCUUGCUCAAUCAUAUAUUUUUUAUGUCAUCCGAAUCGUUAUUAAAUUUCAUGAUUCAAAGAUAUCGUAAUGUUGCUUCACAAGACGACGUUUACCAUCGCCAUAAAACCAUAAUAUCUAUACUUGAUCGAUGGGUAACAAUCCAACCACAAGAUGUUCGAAUUGACGCAAAAUUACGCGAUAGUAUGCGUGCAUUUUUAACAGAUGUUGUUACGGAAAAGGAGUUUCUGUUGGAAGUCAGCAAGAUUAAAACCAUAUUAGAGCUACAGUCUCUGAUUUCGAUGGACAGAAUGAUGAAUCAAAAGAAAAUUCCGAUAAAUGAAUCCACUAUAGAGUCGAAUGAUAAUGAAAAUACCAACUCUAUCAACUCUAUCACCAAUUCUGAUAAUGUACCUCGACCAAUCUUAUUGGAUUCUUCUCCAUUAUUGGAAUUUGAAUCAAAGAAUAUAGCAAAAUAUUUAACAUUAAUGGAUUUUGCUAUAUUAAAAUCUAUAACAUUCUUUGAUGUUACGAUCUGGUGGAGAAAAAGGAAAGCACUCGAAAACGGCGUUAACCUUGAUGCCGUUCUCGGAGGAGAAUCUUCUAGCCAUAUUGAUAGUCAUUUAGAUGUUUUUACAAGAAGGAGCAAUAUGAUAAGUCAUUGGAUUGCGCAUGAAAUUUGUAAUUUAAGGACGGUUAAAGCGCGACGAAGCAUACUUCACAAGUUCAUUGAAACAGCACGAUAUUGUCGUGAAUAUAAUAACUUCCAUAUCGCCACAUGUAUUGCAUUGGCAUUGAAUUCCCGUCCGGUUCAACGGUUGAUAAAGACAUGGGAAUCUCUUUCACACCAAGAUAUAAUAACUUUUCAAAGUAUCGAAGAAUUAAUUGAUCCUUCAAGAAAUAUGAGAAAAUAUAGAAAAUCAUUGGCAAAUGCUAAGCCUCCCGUCAUACCGUUCUUAGCAAUCUUUCUUAAAGAUUUAACAUUUAUAAUUGAAGGAAGUUCAACAUACCUUUCUCCAAAUCAUUUAAGGAAUAAAUUAUCACUGCGCAUGCCUUCAACAUCAUCAAUACCAACAUAUCCCGAAUCAGGGGAAUCUUCACCUAUUACACCUACUUCUCCGUCAUUCUCUCAAAAUUCCUUUAAUCAACAACAAAAAUUUUCACCAUUAUCUUCGUCAACGUCGAACUUUAUACCAAUAUCACCAUUACCUUCACCGCUUCCAACGAUAUCACAACAACCAAUAAUUAAUUUUGAUAAAUUUAGGUUUUUAUCAAAGAAUAUUCUUAAUCUAAAACGGUAUACCUCCGAACCAUAUCCUUUCACCAACCAAUUAUCCGGACCCCCAAAAAUUUCGUUAAUAGAUCCUUCUAUUGAUAAUGGAGUCGGAGAGGGUAAUAGUAAUAAUAAUGGAGGUGGAAAUAAACUUACUCCUCUUGAUCAUAUUGGUGAAGUCAUAGAAAGAAGAAUGUUUGCUGCUGCUGGAAAUAUUUUUGGUGGCAACGUUUCUUCGAUUGCUAUGUUAGAUGGUGGUGAAUUGGAAGCCGAAUUAAUGGCUCUAAGUUUAGAAGCCGAGACUACGGGUAAUGUUAUAUAA
This is a messenger RNA of Funneliformis geosporum, 3669 nucleotides long. The record is from the annotation of a GenBank genome assembly. Lineage: Eukaryota; Fungi; Glomeromycota; Glomeromycetes; Glomerales; Glomeraceae.